GACGCUGAGGUGACGGGUCAGGAGCCCUAUGGGGUUCUGGCUCCGCUCAGGGCGACUAAGAGUCCUCAGGGGCAGGGCCCGCUCUCCUGUCAAAAUGGCAGCGCCCAGCGUGCUGUGAGGGGACCUUUGAGGCGAGGGUAAGAGUUUUCCCCAGGAGAGUUCGCGAGCCGGCUGCGCUCAGAUUUCGAAACACCGCAGGUCUGUCUCCCGGGAGAGCGGCGGAUGAACUUUUUCUCAUGAAGACACUAGACAGAAGCAAAAAGAAAGGAGUUUACUUCUUAGAUGGCUGUCAUAGUAAUUAUUCUCUUUCUGUAAGAGGUGACAAUAGAAGGAAAAACAAACAAUUGUUUUGGUGAGGAGAGAGAACAGUGGGGACCAUGUGCAGAGAUCUGUGAAGGAAGUUUCUAUGAUGGCUUAUUCAGCCCUCAGGAAAGGUGCCCAUGUGUGUGCAUACCUGGUGAGGAAGACCAGCAGUGCAUCCAAGGGCCAUUGGCAUCAGGCUGUGGGCUCGAGGCCUGCUGUUUCAGAAUUUGCUGCCUAUGGAGCUUCAGGCAGCACGGUGGAGCUGCUGGGUACAUCCUACCCUCAGGAUGACUACAGCAACAUCUCCCGGAAGGUCCUGUCCAAGGUGGGCAGGAACCUGCAUAACCAGCCACAUCACCCUUUGUGGCUGACCAAGGAGAGGGUGAAGGGUCACUUCUACCAGCAGUACAUGGGCCGCUUCGGGACGCCGCUGUUCUCCGUCUAUGACGACCUUUGUCCCGUGGUCACGAUCUGGCAGAACUUUGACAGCCUGCUCAUCCCAGCUGAGCACCCCAGCCGGAAGAAGGGCGAUAACUAUUACCUGAACAGGACUCACAUGCUGCGAGCUCACACAUCUGCACACCAGUGGGAGCUGCUGCACGCAGGACUGGACGCUUUCCUGGUGGUGGGCGAUGUCUACCGGCGUGACCAGAUCGACGCCCAGCACUACCCAGUUUUCCACCAGCUGGAGGCCGUUCGGCUCUUUUCUCAGCACCAGUACCAGUCUGCCUCUCCGUGGGGUUCUUCUUACAAAUGGCCUGUGGCUCUGAUUUACCCUCAAUCCAAGAUGACUACAGAGACAACCAUGAAAUUUGUGUUAUUUGCUGGCAUAAAGGAUGGAGAAAGCCUGCAGCUCUUUGAACAAAGUUCUCGUUCUGCCCAUAAACAAGAGACACACACCAUGGAGGCUGUGAAACUUGUAGAGUUUGACCUUAAACAGACACUUACCAAGCUUAUGACACAUCUUUUUGGAGAUGGACUGGACGUUCGGUGGGUGGACUGCUACUUCCCUUUCACUCAUCCUUCCUUUGAGAUGGAGAUCAACUUCCAUGGGGAAUGGAUAGAAGUUCUUGGCUGUGGGUUGAUGGAGCAACAGCUGGUAAAUUCAGCUGGUGCUCAAGAUCGGAUCGGUUGGGCCUUUGGCCUAGGGUUAGAAAGGCUGGCCAUGAUCCUCUAUGACAUUCCUGACAUCCGUCUCUUCUGGAGUGAGGACGAGCGCUUCCUGAAGCAGUUCCGUGUGUCAGACAUCAAUCAGAAGGUGCAAUUUCAGCCUCUUAGCAAAUAUCCUGCUGUGAUAAAUGACAUUGCAUUCUGGCUGCCCUCUGAGAAAUACACAGAAAACGAUUUCUAUGACUUAGUACGAACAAUUGGAGGAGACCUGGUCGAAAAAGUUGAUCUUAUAGACAAGUUUGAACAUCCAAAGACCCACAAGACCAGCCACUGCUACCGCAUCACGUACCGCCACAUGGAGCGGACCCUGUCCCAGAGAGAGGUGGGGCGCGUCCACCAGGCUGUGCAGGAGGCGGCCGUGCGGCUGCUGGGUGUGGAGGGCCGGUUUUGACGUCACCCCUUCACCCAGGCUGCAGGCCUCUCGGGCUCCAGGACUGGCUGGAAGAGAAAAAGAUACCGCAUGUGGGCUGGGGCAUCAGCCCUCUUUUGAUAAAUGAGUCAGUUGUAGGACUUUCAGAAAAUAAAGGAUUGCUUCUGAGAAACUG
Manis pentadactyla (Chinese pangolin) is the source of this 2018-nucleotide messenger RNA. RefSeq names its product phenylalanyl-tRNA synthetase 2, mitochondrial (gene FARS2). The transcript is spliced from 9 exons. Bases 407 to 1864 code for a protein of 485 amino acids. Gene Ontology annotation, cellular component: cytoplasm; mitochondrion. Lineage: Eukaryota; Metazoa; Chordata; Mammalia; Pholidota; Manidae. The record is from RefSeq and is a predicted model, not a curated record. Gene Ontology annotation, molecular function: tRNA binding; ATP binding; phenylalanine-tRNA ligase activity. Gene Ontology annotation, biological process: phenylalanyl-tRNA aminoacylation.